This is a messenger RNA of Botrytis porri, 1464 nucleotides long. RefSeq lists its product as uncharacterized. NCBI's taxonomy places the organism in Eukaryota, Fungi, Ascomycota, Leotiomycetes, Helotiales, Sclerotiniaceae. The record is from RefSeq and is a predicted model, not a curated record. The transcript is spliced from 3 exons. Gene Ontology annotation, molecular function: hydrolase activity. The coding region runs from base 1 to 1464 and encodes 487 amino acids.
AUGGAUAUCAGUCCUCUUGGAAUUGCCAAGGCUGUUAUUCCUAAUUUACCUCUGGUAUUGAAAACCGCUAUUUUAGCAUUGCUUUCUCGUUCCCCAAAUGCUUCAGUCCAGGAUGUCAUCACUGAAGUCAUAGUUGUGACUGCAAGACCUGUGCUUAACACUCCGGCAGCUAUCCUGAAAUCUCAAAUUCAAUCUCAAAUAGACUGGGGAGUAUGGGGACCAAUGUGGAUUGCCAAGUAUACCAUACCGAGACCUCAAGAUGAUUGUCAUGACAACGAAAGAAUUCAUGGUGUUAAAAAUGCUUUACUGAAAGCAAUAAAAGAGCUUGGGACUGGAGAUAAUGUCUUCGUUCUACCAGAAACUGUCGAUGUGCAAGCCGAGUGGACAGGCCAUCGUAGUGGAGUCUCAAACUUUGCUCGCCGACCAGAUAUAUCUGAGUGCAAACAGUAUGAGAUGAUGAUGAGAGAAGUGACUCUGAAUAGUCCCACGAUUCUUUAUUUUCAUGGAGGAGCUUUCUGUCUCAUGGAUCCUGUUACUCACCGACCGACAACAUCUGCGUUGGCUCAACGAACUGGUGGCCGUUGCUUUUCAGUUCGCUAUCGACUGGCACCCCAAGAUCCAUUUCCAUCGGCACUUUUGGAUGCGUUCAUCGCUUAUCUAUCAUUGAUCUCGCCUCCACCUGACUCUUUCCAUGAACCUAUUCCUCCCAAAAAUAUUAUUUUCUCGGGUGAUUCAUCAGGGGCAGGAUUAGCGACAUCGCUUUUGCUAUUAUUAACAACUUUGAAUCGUAUGGGGAUUGACCGUAUUCAUUUCCAUGGCGUAAAUGUGCCAAUCACUGCGACCGAAGUUGCUGGUCUUGCCAUUACUUCGCCUUGCUUGAUAUUUCCCGAUCCCUCCCAUCCAUUUCCUCACGAUUCAGUCUGGCCAGCUCAAUCACCUCGUGUUGAGACCUAUUGCGAGUCAUCAAUGGUCACUCAUCCUCUCGUCAGUCCACUUGCGGCUAACAGGGAGCACUGGCGCGGUGUAGCACCAGUCUACGUAAGUGUAGGUUGGGAGAGCAUGCAAGAUGAAGCAGAGGUUUUUGCGCGUAGACUACACGAGGCUGGGGGGACAGUCAUAUUCGACGGGUACAUGGGUAUGCCGCAUUGCUUUGCUCUCAUGCCGUGGAACAAGGCUGGAAGAACUGCUUUUGAAAAUUGCGCGAGUUUUUGUGUAGAAGCGGUUCGAGGCAAAGUGAACAGCGGUAAUUUCGGUUCAUGGACAAAUAAAGAUGGAACUGUCGAGACGGUCGAGCUAGCGAAACUAGGAAUGAGGAAUAGUGAAAGGAAAGUGGACCUUGACGACGCCCUCGUAGAUAAACUUCUGGAAAAGCAAAGAAGGUGGAGGGUCGAAUUGGAAAAAAAAUUAAGGAAUUGUGAAAAGGGCGAAACAAUAAAGAUAAAUUCAAUCAGGAAUGGCAAGUAA